Messenger RNA from Xiphophorus maculatus (southern platyfish), 2531 nucleotides. It is a transcript of the gene aldh5a1, whose product is annotated as aldehyde dehydrogenase 5 family member A1. The coding region runs from base 127 to 1668 and encodes 513 amino acids. The transcript has 10 exons. Gene Ontology annotation, molecular function: succinate-semialdehyde dehydrogenase (NAD+) activity. The record is from RefSeq and is a predicted model, not a curated record. Lineage: Eukaryota; Metazoa; Chordata; Actinopteri; Cyprinodontiformes; Poeciliidae. Gene Ontology annotation, biological process: GABA catabolic process.
CAGGGGAUUCCAGGAUACAUGGGAUUUGUAGUUUUUUAGUGAAACCGGAAGCAGAAGGUUCACGCUCUCUGCAGCGUCCAGGAGCUCCAGCUGCUGCUCUCCUCUCCCGGUCUCCUCCUCCCUGGUAUGUCCGCCGUCAGAGCGCUGAGGAGCCGCCGGCUCCUCCGGCAGGUGUCCCCCGUCCUUCAGGCCUCCCUCGGCAGACAUUACAGCCUGGACGUCCCCGCCGCGCUGCUCCGGACUCAGGGCUACCUGGGCGGCCGCUGGGUCUCUGCAGCCUCGGUGUUCCCGGUUCUGGACCCGGCCACCGGACAGGAGCUGACCCAGGUGUCGGACUGCGGGCCCGCAGAGGCCAAGCAGGCGGUAGAGGCCGCCUACGAGGCGUUUCAGUCCUGGAAGCGCACCACAGCCAAGGAGAGGAGCGUCCUGCUGAGGAAAUGGUCCGACCUGCUGCUGCUGCACCAGCAACACCUGGCCGCAAUCAUCACCUGUGAGUCUGGUAAACCUCUGCCGGAGGCCCUGGGCGAGGUGUCGUACUCGGCCUCCUUCCUGCAGUGGUUCUCAGAAGAAGCUCGCCGAGUUUACGGCGACAUCGUUCCGUCUCCCGCCGCGGACCGCAGGCUGCUGCUCCUCAAGCAGCCAGUAGGAGUCGCCACCAUCAUCACACCGUGGAACUUCCCCAGCGCCAUGAUCACCAGGAAGGUUGGCGCCGCCCUGGCCGCCGGCUGCACCGUGGUGGUGAAGCCGGCCGAAGACACGCCGCUGUCCGCCCUGGCUCUGGCCGAGCUGGCGCAGCAGGCGGGCAUCCCGCCGGGCGUGGUCAACGUGGUUCCCUGCUCCAGGGAGAAGAUGGCCGCCGUGGGCCGGGUUCUGUGCUCCGACCCGCUGGUGGCCAAGAUCUCCUUCACUGGAUCCACGGCAACCGGGAAGGUGUUGCUGAAAAUGGCCGCCGACUCGGUCAAGCGGGUUUCCAUGGAGCUGGGAGGCCACGCCCCCUUCAUCGUGUUCAACAGCGCCGACCUGGAGCGCGCGGUGGGCGGAGCCAUGGUCUCCAAGUUCAGGAACUCCGGACAGACCUGCGUGUGCUCCAACCGCUUCCUGGUCCAGAGCGGGAUCUACGAUCGCUUCCUGGACGGGCUGGGCCGCGCCAUGGACGCCGAGCUGCGUCUGGGCCACGGGUCGGAACCGGACACCACGCAGGGACCGCUCAUCAACGUCAGAGCAGUGGAGAAGGUGGUCCAUCAGAUAACGGACGCCGUGUCUCGUGGCGCCCGGGUUCUGCGAGGCGGGAAGCGUUUGGACGGGUCGUUCAUGGAGCCGACCCUACUGGCGGACGUCACCACUGACAUGCUGUGUACGCAGGAGGAGACGUUCGGACCGCUGGUUCCAGUCAUCAGGUUCGAGACAGAAGAAGAAGCUCUGGCCGUGGCCAACGCUGCCAACGUCGGGCUGGCAGGAUACUUCUACUCGCAGGACGUGGGCCAGAUCUGGCGGGUGGCCGAGGCGCUGGAGGUGGGCAUGGUGGGGGUCAACGAGGGCCUCCUGUCCGUCGCCGAGGCCGCCUUCGGUGGGGUCAAACAGUCCGGCCUGGGCCGGGAGGGAUCCAAGUACGGCAUCGACGAGUAUCUGGAGGUCAAGUACAUGUGCUUCGGAGGCCUGAGACCCUGAACCGGGCCGGAGCUGGUACCGGCGCCGGAGGACAGGAAGGAGUGAGAGCUGCUGAUCAACAUGACCCAGGAAGCUUCCCAACCCUCCAGCACGUCUGCUGCCAUCAUUAAUAAUUAUAGUCAUUUAGAUUUUAAUGGACUUUACAUUUUAAAGUCUCAACAUUCGACUGGGUAAAAAUAAAAAUACUAAAACAGGAUCAAAUAUGUGGUAAAUAUAAAACUAAUCAAAAAUCCUAAAAAAUAAUGAACUAAAUACCAGGAUUAAUAACUAAAUAAAUGUACAGAAACUCUAAAAUCACCAUGAAUUAUUAUUGCUGAUUUUUCUACAUAAGUGACGUUUUUAUGUCUUAAAUUGUUCAACUUUCCUGCUGCCUGGUUCCACUAAUUAAAGGUUCUGUGUGUAGAGAACACUGCCAUCUGGCGGUCAGGUAAGGUACUGCAGCCGUUAGGUUUAAUGACCUCAUUUCCUCAGACUGAUCAUGUUAAACGUGGUUUUGUCAUUUCUGACCUGAAAGUGAUUUUUUUUUUAUUUGAAAGGACUAAGCUCCGCCCACUUUUACGCAUCACAUCCUAGAAGCUGUUGGAUUGGACCCAGACUUCCUGAACCCUUUGAUGCAUUCAGGCAACAAUGUGCAGAAAAAAAACAAAUGAAGUUGGAGUUUCAUGUUGACUUUAAUCUGAAGAAUUUUGGAUGAAUCCAGAAUCUGGAACCGGGUCGGUUCUGCUGCAGAUAGAGAUCUGUGGGUUUCUUGGAUUCUAGAUGUUUAGUUAGUAACAAAAUGUCUCGGAUUAUUCUGGAAAACUUUGCUGUUUAGGUUUUUGUACGUUUGUGUUUGAUCUGAAAUAAAGUGACGGAUGAAUUCA